AUGUCUGCCCUGCCCCUGUCGCUGCCCCUGGCUCAACCCAGUCCGGUGGCAAGUCCGCCGGCGAGCAAGUCGCGCAUUCAAAUCGAAUGGGAUAUCAAUGAUACGAUUGUGCCGACGGUCAGCGAAUUCGACGAGUUCAACGACUGGGCCAACGGCCACUGUCGCCUGGUCUAUGCAGGGCACAACGAGGACGCCAAGAAGCACGCCAGCGGCUGGGCCAUGCGGAACACCAACAACCACAACGUCAACAUACUGAAGAAGAGCUGCCUGGGCGUGCUGCUGUGCAACGCCAAGUGCCAGCUGCCCAAUGGAGCCAGCGUCCAUCUGCGCCCGGCCAUAUGCGACAAGGCGCGCCGCAAGCAACAGGGCAAACAGUGUCCCAAUAGAAACUGCAAUGGACGCCUGGAGAUACAGCCGUGCCGCGGCCACUGCGGCUAUCCGGUCACACACUUUUGGCGGCGUGCCGGCAAUGCGAUCUACUUCCAGGCCAAGGGCACACACGAUCAUGCGCGGCCCGAGGCCAAGGGCUCCACGGAGGCCCGCCGGCUGCUCGCGGGCGGCAGGCGCGUGCGCAGCCUGGCCGUCAUGCUGGCCCGUGACGCAGCGCUCAGCGAUAAGCUGUGCAGUCUGCGCACCAACAAGCGCCAGGCCAAGACGCAGCAGCAGCUGCUGCUGCAGGAGGGCGGCAAACGCAAGCAGCGCUCGUCCAAUGCGGAACUGCUGCUGCAGCAACAGCCCGGCACGGAGCUAAUGGCGAGCUUCCAGACCGCUGGCCAUGCGACAGAUGCCACAGCAACUGGAACCGCAACAAACAACGCUUCCUCGAUCUUUAAUCCGGCGCAGAGCAGCUACGUGACGUCUCAAUGGAGCACGGAGAGCUACUAUCAGCCAGAUGCGCCGGCACUGGGUUACAGCAGCGGCAUCUACGGCUACGACAUGCUCCACUCGCCGCUCUCCUCCAACAGCUCCACGGGCAGCUACUAUAAUGCCCCGGAGGCGCAACAGCAGCAGCAGCAACAGAUUUUGCUGGAGCAGCAGACUCUGCCACAAACCAACAGCUAUGAUCAGACGACGACGACGACGACGACUACGUCCGGCUACCAGGCAGGCAUGAACCUGUACGAGAGCUGCGAUGACACCUCCAGCUUAACCAGCAGCUCUGGCUACAGCUCCGAGGAUUACAGCUAUUUCAAUGGCUACGUGCCGCAGAGUCUGGACGUGAGCGGCAGCUCCAAUGCUAGUCCGGAUGGCUUCUACACGCCUCACUCGGAGAUCUUCAGCGUGUUCGAUCCGAACAUCAAUGGCGGUGGCCCCUCCACCGUGGAGCUGCUGUACGAUGAGGCCACCGCCUAUCAGCAGCAGCAACAGCAGCAGCAAUCGCUGCAGCAGCAUCAAUCCUUCGUUGCAUCGCCCGCCGUCGCCGUCUCCUACCAGCAACAGUCUCAGCAGCAGCAGCAGCAGCACCAGACGGCGGAUUACUACUACAGCAACACGGGCGUGGACAAUGUGUGGAAUAUCCAAAUGGACGCGACUCCCGCAACGGCCUCCUACCAGAGCGCAACUAGCCAACUAGAGUCGGGCGUUGAAGUUUUCUGUUAAUCCUCCCGAUCUCGAUCUCGAAACACUCAAGCGUUGUUCUAGUCUCUAGUUGAUCCACAUCUCUCGCCUCGGCCGGUUGCGCACACUCGAAGUUAUGAUCCCCCCUUGCUUGUUGGUUUUGUCUUUAUAUUUGUCUUUCAUGUUUCUAGCUCUUAGUCAUUGAGAACAUUUGUUUCCCAGCUAUUCCA
Messenger RNA from Drosophila novamexicana, 1787 nucleotides. RefSeq names its product transcription factor glial cells missing (gene gcm). Gene Ontology annotation, biological process: regulation of transcription by RNA polymerase II; gliogenesis. Gene Ontology annotation, cellular component: nucleus. Lineage: Eukaryota; Metazoa; Arthropoda; Insecta; Diptera; Drosophilidae. The coding region runs from base 1 to 1599 and encodes 532 amino acids. The record is from RefSeq and is a predicted model, not a curated record. The transcript has 2 exons. Gene Ontology annotation, molecular function: DNA-binding transcription activator activity, RNA polymerase II-specific; RNA polymerase II cis-regulatory region sequence-specific DNA binding.